AUGACUCGUCCACUUGGCCAGGCCACAGGGGCUGAAAAGCUCAAGAUAGUCACUGAAUUGAUCGACAAACUCCACGAGGAUAUCAAAAAUAUCGCACUACUUCCCUCGGACCGCGAUCUCGCCUUGGAGGAACUCAAGAUCUACAGUAGAGACCCUGAAAAUGCUGAUCCGAUCUUCUCUGAAAAGGGCAUUAGCACGCUCCUACCGCAUGCCUUCUACAGCCCAUCCACCAAGACUGCACGCGAGGCUCUUCGUGUUUUGGUAAACGCCAUGGUUUUAAAGCCCGAGACUCGACAAAUCGUUAUCGAUCAGGGUUUCGCGAAAAGGGCUUGCGGGGAGCUCAAGGGCGAGAACUUUGAUGACGAGUUUCUCAACUCCCGCAUUCUCCUCCUGUCGACUUACGACACAGUAAUCGACGUUGAGGAUCUCAUUGACAAUCACCACCUGGCGGAAUACAUUGUCGAAAAGCUCAAUCAGCAUGCAAAGGAUCUAUCCAAAAAAGCCGUCGACAUACUCAGUCGCCAUGCCAAGGACCUAUCAAGCAAACCCAAGUCCAAGUCCCGUUCCAAGUCCAAAGUUGAUCCCAUGCAGAACAUGGCGCUCACCGAGACUUCGAAGCUCCUGUACGUCGUUUCGCACGUUUGCCCCGACCGCGUCUCCUCUUUGAGUGCCGCACUGCCUCAUCUCGUAUUUAUCUUGUUAAAGCAUCCAGUCCCGGAGCCGAAACCUCUUGAUGGCCCCUUCAAGGCGCUCAUCAGUGCCUUUACAAAUCUCGAUUUUGGAGCGGAAAAGAGCAAAGCAGCCCUCUACCCAAAAGGCGAGACAUUCAAGGUUGCGGAAAAACUGAUCAAUAUUCUCGAACGUGUGGUAAGAGCGUAUGCGGACACGGAGUUGGAUGAAUUUGCGUCACCGUCCAUCAAGGUCAUACGAAAGGUCUACACCAAUGCCCCAGACACGCUCAAGAAACACAUGCGCGGUUUACUCUUGCCCACGGUUAAGGAUCGCGUAGACGAGUUGGGCACGAGAGAUACCUUGCCCGGCAAGUUACUCAAACACCUGACCAGCCGUACAUGCCCAGUGUUUCGGGUCGAUAUUUCUGACCUUUUUCUCGAAAUGUCGGAUAGUGAUGCCAACAAAUACGUGCAAAAUGUUGGAUAUGGCUUUGCGGGAGGCCUGUUUUUGCAGGAAAGCAUGCCCAUCCCUUCUUCUGCUACAGAAGCGUUCAGCGGUGGUGCUGGCGGCUCGCAGGAGCCACGGGUGCUGACACAAGAGGAGAAAGACCGACAAACUGAACAAUUAUUUGAUCUUUUCGAUCGGUUAAACCCAUCGAGCCUCACAGACGUCCAAGAAGACCUCAAAGAGACUGCCACAACAGAGAGUCAGCCCCCGACAACCAAGAACGAUGCGGUGGACAAGGGCAAAGAAUGA
Molecule: messenger RNA, 1428 nt
Organism: Fusarium keratoplasticum
Lineage: Eukaryota; Fungi; Ascomycota; Sordariomycetes; Hypocreales; Nectriaceae
Exons: 4
Coding region: 1-1428 (475 amino acids)
Biological process (GO): G protein-coupled receptor signaling pathway
Cellular component (GO): cytoplasm
Molecular function (GO): G-protein alpha-subunit binding; guanyl-nucleotide exchange factor activity
Source: RefSeq, a predicted model, not a curated record